AUGUAUGAUUGCGCGUCUCCAUCUGGCGGCUCACCUGCCCCUCCCGGUCAAGCACUUUCAGCUCUCUUGCACUAUGAAGCCGGUUGGACGAGCGAAAUCCCAUUAGAGCUCCUAGAGGUUGCAUCAGAGGAGGAAGCCUUUCUCUCUCGUGCCGAGGGGGAGGCAGAGACCGAAGGAUCGUCGCCUGAUCCAUCGGUUCCCAUUCCAGACGCUCCUUUCCCACCUGAACUCUGUCGGUUUCUAGACCGACCUAUUCUCAAUCUCAUGUUGGUCAGAAAGAACGGGGAUAAAGGUUUUAAAUCGUCCGCAUCUCCUCGCGAUAAAAUUGGAUUGAACAUGGGUCAUGGUAGCGUGGAUUACACCUGUUCCUCGACUGCAGGUGCAGCGUCGGGGGUUUCUGCACCUACGCUUCAUGAAGGUCUCGGUGACAAACCUUCCCUUCCUGUACCAAGUCAUGCUGUCCUUGGCCAUCUUUGUACGAGUGCUAUCAAGAACGGAGUGGUUGGAUUAGCGUCUACGUCGCGAUACAAGGGUAAAUUCAUGACGACGGUUUAUUAUAGACCUUUGACUUGA
Messenger RNA from Marasmius oreades (fairy-ring Marasmius), 573 nucleotides. RefSeq lists its product as uncharacterized. The transcript is spliced from 2 exons. The record is from RefSeq and is a predicted model, not a curated record. Gene Ontology annotation, molecular function: protein binding. Lineage: Eukaryota; Fungi; Basidiomycota; Agaricomycetes; Agaricales; Marasmiaceae. The coding region runs from base 1 to 573 and encodes 190 amino acids.